CUCAGACUUGGGGCGGGUGGGGGGUGGGGGGACGCUGGCUGCUCGGUUCGCCUGUUGAAGGAACCCCUUCUUUCUGGGGCUCCGUAACCGGAAAGUUUCCAAACUGGAGCGAAGGCGGCGUGACGCUAGGCCUCGGAGAACCAUGGCUGCUCCUAAGGGAACGGCCAUCGGCAUCGACCUGGGCACCACGUACUCGUGCGUGGGGGUGUUCACGCACGGCAAGGUGGAGAUCAUCGCCAACGACCAGGGCAACCGCACCACCCCCAGCUACGUGGCCUUCACGGACACCGAGCGUCUGAUCGGGGAUGCGGCCAAGAACCAGGUGGCCAUGAAUCCCCAGAACACUGUCUUUGAUGCCAAACGUCUGAUUGGCAGGAAAUUUAACGAUCCCGUUGUGCAAUCAGACAUGAAACUUUGGCCUUUCCAAGUGAUUAAUGAGGGAGGCAAGCCCAAGGUGCUCGUGUCCUACAAAGGGGAGAAGAAAGCGUUCUACCCCGAGGAGAUCUCUUCAAUGGUGCUGACCAAGAUGAAGGAGACUGCCGAGGCUUUUUUGGGUCACGCUGUUACCAACGCGGUGAUCACUGUGCCAGCUUAUUUCAAUGACUCUCAGCGCCAGGCCACCAAGGACGCGGGCGUGAUCGCGGGGCUCAAUGUCCUAAGAAUCAUCAAUGAACCUACAGCUGCUGCCAUUGCCUAUGGCUUAGAUAAAGGAGGUCAUGGAGAGCGACAUGUCCUGAUCUUUGAUCUGGGCGGAGGCACUUUUGACGUGUCCAUCUUGACCAUAGACGAUGGGAUUUUUGAGGUGAAGGCCACGGCCGGGGACACGCACCUGGGCGGGGAGGACUUCGACAACAGGCUGGUGAACCACUUCGUGGAGGAGUUCAAGAGGAAGCACAAGAAGGACAUCAGCCAGAACAAGCGCGCCGUGAGGCGGCUGCGCACGGCCUGCGAGCGCGCCAAGAGGACCCUGUCGUCCAGCACGCAGGCCAGCCUGGAGAUCGACUCGCUGUUCGAGGGCAUCGACUUCUACACGUCCAUCACCAGAGCCCGGUUUGAAGAGUUGUGUGCAGACUUGUUUAGGGGCACCUUGGAACCUGUGGAAAAAGCUCUUCGGGAUGCCAAGAUGGACAAGGCUAAAAUCCAUGACAUUGUUUUAGUAGGGGGCUCCACCCGCAUCCCUAAGGUGCAGAGGCUGCUUCAAGAUUACUUUAAUGGACGUGAUCUCAAUAAGAGCAUCAACCCUGACGAGGCGGUGGCCUACGGGGCGGCGGUGCAGGCCGCCAUCCUGAUGGGGGACAAAUCUGAAAAGGUGCAGGACCUGCUGCUGCUGGACGUGGCGCCCCUGUCGCUGGGGCUGGAGACGGCGGGCGGUGUGAUGACUGUCCUGAUCAAGCGCAACUCCACCAUCCCCACCAAGCAGACGCAGAUCUUCACCACGUACUCAGACAACCAGCCCGGGGUGCUGAUCCAGGUGUACGAGGGCGAGAGGGCCAUGACGAAGGACAACAACCUGCUGGGGCGCUUCGACCUGACUGGAAUCCCUCCCGCACCCAGAGGAGUUCCUCAGAUUGAGGUGACCUUUGACAUCGACGCCAACGGCAUCCUGAACGUCACGGCCACGGACAAGAGCACCGGCAAGGCCAACAAGAUCACCAUCACCAACGACAAGGGCCGCCUGAGCAAGGAGGAGAUCGAGCGCAUGGUGCAGGAGGCCGAGAAGUACAAAGCCGAGGACGAGGUGCAGAGGGAGAAAAUUGCUGCCAAAAAUGCCUUAGAAUCCUAUGCUUUUAAUAUGAAGAGUGCUGUGAGUGAUGAUGGUUUAAAGGGCAAGAUCAGCGAGUCUGAUAAGAAGAAAAUACUGGAUAAAUGCAACGAGGUCCUUUCAUGGCUCGAGGCCAAUCAACUGGCUGAAAAAGAAGAGUUUGAGCAUAAGAGAAAGGAAUUGGAGCAGAUGUGUAACCCCAUCAUCACGAAACUCUACCAGGGAGGAUGCACUGGGCCGGCCUGUGCAACAGGGUAUACACCUGGGAGGCCUGCCACAGGCCCCACCAUUGAAGAAGUAGAUUAACCUGCUUGGGAACUGGAGGGUUCUAGGGUGCCUCUAGGUGAAUUUUAUUCCCCCCAUCUUCGAACAUUGUUACAAUUCUUGAGUUGACUGCACCCAAACCUCAGUUUACUGUCACUUUGAGAUUUUCAUGAAGUCCAGUGUCCGCUUCGUGACUCUGGAAUGGACUCAGGAAAACUAGGCCCUUCUUUGAACCAUUGGAUGAACUAGAAUGUCUGUUAUUUAUUUCCAGCCACUCUAACUUUCUUCUUCCUGCAUGGAUGGUUAUUUGUCCCUCAGUAAACCUGUCCCUAAAGGAAAUGACUU
Tupaia belangeri chinensis (Chinese tree shrew) is the source of this 2371-nucleotide messenger RNA. RefSeq names its product heat shock protein family A (Hsp70) member 1 like (gene HSPA1L). Lineage: Eukaryota; Metazoa; Chordata; Mammalia; Scandentia; Tupaiidae. Bases 143 to 2068 code for a protein of 641 amino acids. The transcript has 2 exons. Gene Ontology annotation, molecular function: ATP-dependent protein folding chaperone; ATP binding. The record is from RefSeq and is a predicted model, not a curated record.